Messenger RNA from Micropterus dolomieu (smallmouth bass), 2258 nucleotides. RefSeq names its product nocturnin a (gene nocta). The transcript has 3 exons. NCBI's taxonomy places the organism in Eukaryota, Metazoa, Chordata, Actinopteri, Centrarchiformes, Centrarchidae. The coding region runs from base 175 to 1536 and encodes 453 amino acids. Gene Ontology annotation, molecular function: poly(A)-specific ribonuclease activity. Gene Ontology annotation, biological process: circadian rhythm. The record is from RefSeq and is a predicted model, not a curated record.
CUUCAAAGGUUCAAAGAGGAAAAAGAAGUUUGUCAUGCUCACACCGCGUGUAGGGGGAACAUUCUCUAGCUUGUUUGUUCAACAAAUGGCUCGGUUUCGUUACUUUAGGUGAAAAGACAGCGGCACACUGCCAGUAACUUACAGCGCUAUCUCUGGUGGACUUUAUAGUAAAGAAUGAAUCCAGCUCGUCGCUGUUCGACUUUAUUGAACCAGCUGUGUGUGUCCUCGCGGGGGGGACCGACAGUCAGGAGACAGUUUUCACCGGGACCGGUAUCAGGCCCAGCGGGAGCACGCUACUGUCACCCCGGUGUCGGAGGAGGACGGGGGGGAGUCAAAGGGACAUGUCCCCAGCUGAAGCCGAGCGGAGCGUCGCCAGUUUGUCCAAUGGGUGGCAGCAGCAGCAGGUUGUUUGGUUCGUUGGCCCAGUCACUGACCAGCGGCCCCUUGCCCCAACCAGACCUGUACACAGAGGAGAACCCAGACCAUGACUUGGACCAUGACCUGGCCGAGAUCGACCCGGACCAGCUGCUCAGAGAGUGCGAGGAGGCCCUGCAGAGGCGUCCGGCUCGGCCGCACCGGGAUAUGGUCUAUCCCGGCGGCAUGAUGCCCUGCCGCCACAAGCACAACCCCCCCAUACGGGUCAUGCAGUGGAAUAUACUUGCGCAAGCUCUCGGGGAGGGGAAGGACGGGUUUAUCCGCUGUCCACUGGACGCUCUCAACUGGCAGGAAAGGAAGUACCUGAUCCUGGAGGAGAUCCUCACCUACCGCCCUGACAUCCUGUGUCUACAGGAAGUGGACCACUACUAUGACACUUUCCAGCCAAUCAUGGCCAGCCUGGGUUACCAUGGCAGCUUCCUGCCCAAACCCUGGUCUCCCUGUCUGGACGUAGAGCAGAAUAAUGGUCCUGACGGCUGCGCUCUGUUUUACCGCCGGUCACGCUUUUCCCUCCAGGCCACAUCUCACCUGCGGCUGUCGGCCGUGAUGCUGCCCACCAACCAGGUAGCCAUCGUCCAGACACUGAUCUGCCAGGUAACUGGCCGGAGGCUGUGUGUGGCCGUCACCCAUCUGAAAGCUCGUAGCGGCUGGGAAAGGCUGCGGAGCGCGCAGGGUGCCGACCUGCUGCAGAGUUUACGCAGUAUAACGUCUGGAGGGGGCAGCAACAGCCAGAGCCAGGCGGUGUCAGGCACCGUCCCUCUAGUGGUGUGCGGGGACUUCAACGCUGAGCCCUCAGAGGACGUUUAUCAACGCUUCAGCUCCUCCCCUCUUGGCCUGAACUCCGCAUACAAGCUGCUGAGCUCUGAUGGACAGAGGGAGCCGGCCUAUACCACAUGGAAGAUCCGCCCCUCUGGAGAGAGCUGCAGCACUCUGGACUAUAUUUGGUAUACCCAUGAUGCUUUGAGCGUGGAGUGCCUGUUGGACAUUCCCACAGAAGAACAGAUCGGCCCCGACCGCCUCCCGUCCUACCACUACCCCUCUGACCAUUUAUCACUUAUCUGUGACAUCAACUUCAGGGAGGAGCCUCACAGAUUGAUGUAGGCUGCCAAUCGCAGCUGGCCUGGACCAAUAGGACGCCUGAAUUAGUGGCUCGUUGUCCAGAAACAAAACUGAACCUUUAAUGUAAAUCAGAGUGAGGAAAGUGAGCGUGACAACAACUUCUGGUUUGUGUCGGCCCAGUGUGAAGCCAGCAGGCUGAGGGCGGAGUGACGGCAGGUGAAACCUGAUUGGAGCAUCACAUACUUUGCUAUCAUGAGACGGCCUGCGUCACUUCUUGUAAUGUUGCUAUUAUUUUAAAGAUAGCAGCAAUGGGGAGCAUUAGAAGAAGUGAAAUGAGGCACUGACAUCAGUUCUGCUGGAAAAAGCACUUGUAGUCUUAGCAACAAGUUGGGAAUGGAUCCACUGACUUGUGUAGCGGGGGUCAGCCCCCACUGUUUUUUAAUUAAAUGUUCUUUCUUUAACUGAACUGCAGCUGAAAUGGCAGCUACGAGGUUCAUCUGCUGAGGUUUCUGGAAACCAAUUGCAGCUAUUUAUUGUUUCCAGUACGCAGAUAAGACUAUUAUCACCUAAUUUUUAUUAAAUGAUCUUUUACUAUCCAUCAGUUGGUUAUACUGUGAUCAACAGCUUUUACUGUAGUGUUUCUAAGUUAAUUAUUUUGCAUUGGUUAAGUCAUAUGGUUGACAUUGGUUAUCAUGGCGUUGUUGCUGUGACUACACUGAACAUGAAAUGUUAAUAUAUAAAUAAAGUACUUCUUUUUAUUCUUA